CCAAUAUGCUCUCUUGUUCUUCAAACGAAGUAAGUGCAGCUCAAACGGAGGCGUGAAGCUCCAGGGUUACUUCUCGCCUCUUUCCACCAGAACACAAAUUCAACAAAACGAGUCGAUGUAAACAGUUUCUCUGAGCAUUAGAGAACGGUUGUUUCCGCUCAGUUCCAACCCGCUAUGGGCGCUAAUAACAGCACGCGUCGGGUCUCGUUUGAGUCCGACGACAACGAGAACAUCACGGUAGUGAAGGGCAUACGGCUCUCAGAAAAUGUCAUCAACCGCAUGAGGGAUGGUGGGAGUUCCCCUCUGCCGCAGAUGAAACCCCCAGCAGCCGUCACACCUCCUCCUCAUAGCACCACCUACGGCCCUCCUCCUCUCCUGCGUCCAAUCCCCCCCCCCUUCGACCCCGUCACCUCCAUGCCCGCCCCUCCACGCGUAGCGGCCGUGGCACCCCCUGCCAGUGAGGAGAAGCUCAAACCCUUACCUCCUACCCCCCCUCCCAUUGAACAGGUAGAAGCACCCACCAUCCUAGACGUGGUUCUCCCGUGUCCUCCAACACCCCCCCUGGCUAAGGCUGUUGCUGCUCCUGCUCCCGCCUUUGAACCCAUGGCGCCUCCUGCUCCUGCUGCUCCUGCUGCUCUGGAAUCACUAACUGGGCAACCAACUCCUCCUCCGGCUGGGCUGGAAUCCAUAGAUUCACUGCAAUCUUCAGUCCAUGAUUAUCCUCCCCCUCCUCCUCCUCCUCCUGUAAUCGAGCCUCCUGUAACCUCCCAUUGCAUAAUUGAACCCCUUGCUCCUCCUGCUCCUCCCGCCACGAUUGAACCCAUUGCUCCUGCUCCCGCUCCCGUCAUAAUUGAACCCGUUGCUCCUGCUCCCGCUCCCGUCAUAAUUGAACCCCUUGCUCCUCCUGCUCCUCCUGUAAUGAUGGAACCCAUUGCUCCUGCUCCCGCUCCCGUCAUAAUUGAACCCAUCGCUCCUGCUCCCGUUCCCGUCAUAAUUGAACCCAUUGCUCCUGCUCCCGCUCCCGUCAUAAUUGAACCCAUUGCUCCUGCUCCCGCUCCCGUCAUAAUUGAACCCAUUGCUCCUGCUGCUCCUCCUGCUGUGAUGGAACCCCUCCUGGCCCCUCCCUCUCCUCAAUCAGAGCCCCUGUCCUCCUCUCCGGCCAUCGAGGCCGUCACCAUGCUCCCCCUGCCGCCCCCCGCUGAGCUGAUCACCGCACCUCCCCUGCACCGGUUCCUUUCUCCCUCUGAAACACCUCCUCCUCCCCCACCUAACCCUCCUCAGCCCCAGGUACUGCCCCUCCCCCCGGCUCCUGCCCCGGAGCCAGCGGCGCCCCCGCAGCUUCGGGAGACCACUGCAGCCCCGCCCUCCGUGGGCACCCCCCCUGUGGAUGAAGAAGCUCUGAGGAAGAGGAUCCGCGAGGAGCUUCAUAACGGCCUGGAGCAGGAGAGGGCCAAGGCAGAGCAGGAGCUGCAGGCCUGGCUGGAGGCGGAGAAGGAUGCGGCGGCGGCGCUGGCCCAGGCCGACGCCCAGGCCCGCGUGCAGCAGGAGGUCUCCCGGGUCCUGACGGAGGAGCGCGCCCUGUCCCGGGACGGCCUGCACGCCGCAGUGCUGCGGGAGCGCGCCUCGGCCGACGACGAGAAGCUCCGCGCCCAGCGCUACGAGGUCUACUGCAAGGCUAAGCAUCUGGAGGUGCGGGAGGCAGAGCUGAGGAAGCAGGAUCUGUUCUACCGGCAGCAGGUGGCCCGGCUCGAGGAGAGGAGUGCCCAGUUCUACAAGGUCACCACGGAGAACUACCACAAGGCCGCAGACCACGUCAACGGCAAAUUCAGGCGCUACGAGACCCACCCCGUGUGCGCAGAGCUCCAGGGUGAGAUCCUGAAGUGCUACCAGGAGAACGCCGGGAAGACCCUGCAGUGCUCCGGCAUCGCCGCGCGCUACCUGGAGUGUGUGGACGGCUCCAAGCAGAACAAGUCGAGGAACGGAGGGUAGAGCGGAGGAGAACGACCCGCCGGAAGGAACCGGCAAGAGAGAGGUUCUCCACGGAGGACCCGGCGCUAACGAUGACCUCCCCCCCUCCGAGGAGCGGAGUGGGCCGCCUCAGAACCCAGACACACACCAGACCCCAGCAGACCACCGGACCUCACCGGAACCGGUCCGAGACACGGGCGCCAGCGGAGAGCGGGAAAUGAAGAACCGUUCUCCCCCACAGACUCCUGUCCUCCCCCUCACUCUCCCCCCGACUCCUCACCCUUCACCCCCCCCAGCCCUCCCACGUCUGUCUCCCUCACAGUCCGACCUCUGGCCUGAGGCGCUGGAGUGAAGGACGACCGGGUCCACCGCUCUGGAGAACGCGUGCAGACGGAGGCAACCGGGCGGAGGAGAACCCUGAAUAAGGAACCGCGUCGUAGAACUGCGUCGUAGAACCGCGUCGUAGAACCGCGUCGUAGAACCGCGUCGUAGAACCGCGUCGUAGAACCUCACUGCCACCAGCUCCCCUCACAACCCCCCCAGGACGUCCCCCGCCUGUGAGAAUGAACCGUUUACAAGUGCACGUAUAUUUGUAAUCCAAGCGUUCCGGUUUCUUCCCGACGCGAUCCUGUUGCUCCACAUGUUCUGUUUCCCGUUGCCAUGGUAGCCGCUCCCACAUGCCUCCGUGGUGUGGUGGUGUGUUUAUAUUAGGUUCCUGCUGAACCUCCCUGCCUGGUGUUCCUAUCUAAAGACGUUUCUGCCAAUGUCUGCAGAAAGCAAAUAAAGAGAAAUGACGCACAAAC
Molecule: messenger RNA, 2771 nt
Organism: Gadus morhua (Atlantic cod)
Lineage: Eukaryota; Metazoa; Chordata; Actinopteri; Gadiformes; Gadidae
Gene: chchd3a
Product: coiled-coil-helix-coiled-coil-helix domain containing 3a
Exons: 10
Coding region: 175-1989 (604 amino acids)
Biological process (GO): inner mitochondrial membrane organization
Cellular component (GO): MICOS complex; mitochondrion
Source: RefSeq, a predicted model, not a curated record